Molecule: messenger RNA, 735 nt
Organism: Lottia gigantea (owl limpet)
Lineage: Eukaryota; Metazoa; Mollusca; Gastropoda; Lottiidae
Exons: 4
Coding region: 1-735 (244 amino acids)
Biological process (GO): vesicle-mediated transport; intracellular protein transport
Cellular component (GO): cytoplasm; plasma membrane
Molecular function (GO): GTP binding; GTPase activity
Source: RefSeq, a predicted model, not a curated record
AUGGGUCAAUUCUGGACUCGAAUCUUCAAACAUAAAGAUGUGAGGAUUCUUUUAUUAGGCCUAGAUUCUGCAGGUAAAACAACAAUACUAUAUAAACUGAAACUAGAUGAGUUAGUAACAACUAUACCUACUAUAGGUUUUAAUGUCGAAACUAUUCAAUUUAAAGAUUUCAAUUUUACAGCCUGGGAUAUUGGCAGUCGAGAUAAAAUUCGUCCACUGUUCCGUCAUUAUUAUAAAGGAUCAGACGCAGUGGUAUUCGUAAUCGACAGCCACGAUAGAGAACGAUUGGAUGAAUUAAACUAUGAUGUCAUCAAACCUGCCGUGGCUGCUGAGGAAUUGAAGGAGUCUAUCUUUCUAUUUCUUGCCAAUAAAAAUGAUCUAGAAAAUAAUAUGACGACUGAGGAGAUCGUAGACAAAUUAGGAUUAAAAAAUCUCAAACAUAAAUGGAAUAUUAUUUCAGUAAGUGGGGUUAAAGGAGAUGGACUUCAUUCCGCUUUAGAUUGGUUAGCUUCAAGCCUCGGUUCCCUUCCUGUUAAAAAUCCAAAACAAGGACCAAACCCCUCCAAAACUCAAUCCAAACCUUCUGACAACAGUGUUACCAUGGCAACAGGGGAGACCAGCCAGUGUAAUGAAGAGGUCACUGGUCAAAAAGACUAUUGCUCACGAGCGUACAGUGCUUUAAAGUGUUUAUUUGUUAGGACUAACCGAACAAGUGAUAGUGAUGAUAAUGAUUAG